AAAAUUGCACAUCAUUACGGCGACGAUAGCACAAUAGAAAUCAUCUUAUUCUAUUGGAGUAUAUCACAUUUCGUCUUUAUCAAUUUCAAUUAAAGUUUUCAUUCAUCAUUUAUUCGCUAGUGUCGAAUAAGAAUAGACGUAGUCCAAGACGUAUCGAUAGGCGUCGCACACCUUCUUCAAGAUAAGUAAUUUAUCGAAAAAUGUGCGACUACGAAAACGAUAUUUUAGUGGAACUAUCCAACGACGAUAUAGAAGCAUAUCGUGUGUUCUACAAAAGUCUCAAGAACAUCGAAUACGUUUACGUUCAUUUGUAUUUGAAAAAUCAACUGCGAUGGAACAUUUUAAUGAGGGAAUACACGGAACAGGAAAAGAACGCGAUCAGCGAUCGGUGCAAGAUGAGAUUCUAUCGACAUCGCAACGGUAACAGUGAGUGGAAAACCAUAAUCGGACUGACCGGCGAUAAGGAGUACACAAUGUUCGUGAUGACACUGGAAGAGUCAUUGAGCGAACUGAGAGAAUGUUUGGAACAAUCGAAAAUUAUCAAAUGGCAUCAGUUACCUUUAUGUGUCGCCAUACAUGAGCGUUUCCAGGCAGUAAUGUUCGCCGAAUUCGCGAAACGACAAUUAAAUGUUCGAUUUAACAACCGUUGCACUACGUUUUGGAUGGAUCAGGGAAGGGCUUCGAGUGUCGACUACACGGUUCCAAGCGAUGUUGAACUAAAGAAGUUGAAUGUGUCCGAUUACGUUCAGAUGAAUGAAACCUGGCCCUACAAAUACCCGGGAUCCGAGAUCUUCAUCAGAUCUCUUAUCCAAUUGAAUGGUGGACUGGGAGUGUAUUUAAGCGGAGAAUUGAUCACUUGGAUGUUGCAUAUUGAAUGUUUUGGCAUAGGUCUUCUGCAAACGGUAGAACAGCAUCAGGGAAAAGGGUAUGCACGACUGCUGACUCGAGCGUUGACUCAACUAGUCAGCAAAAAAUAUAACGAGGACGUGAUACUGUUCGCAUCGCACGGAAAACCGAAAACCGUUGAGUUGUAUCAUCGUUAUGGAUUUCAGCAUGUCUCGUUCACGCAUUGGUUUUAUUUGGAGCAUAUUCGGAGCAACGGUGAGAGUUAGGAAUUGAGAUAAUCUGCAUACGAUAGCUUUACGAUUCAUUCACCGGGACCUCACCUCUGAAAAACUCACUUGAAUGUUUGUCAUUAAUCUAAGAAAGAAACAUUUGUGGCGCUGGGAACACUGACUUGCCUUUAAUAAAUUCCUCUGGGCAUCUUCAGACAUCACAAU
Molecule: messenger RNA, 1280 nt
Organism: Bradysia coprophila
Lineage: Eukaryota; Metazoa; Arthropoda; Insecta; Diptera; Sciaridae
Molecular function (GO): acyltransferase activity, transferring groups other than amino-acyl groups
Source: RefSeq, a predicted model, not a curated record